Staurois parvus is the source of this 403-nucleotide messenger RNA. The record is from the annotation of a GenBank genome assembly. NCBI's taxonomy places the organism in Eukaryota, Metazoa, Chordata, Amphibia, Anura, Ranidae.
AGCAAUGACGUCCUCCCAUUCUCACCGCGCAUGCGCGGCUCCUCCUGGAAUGCGCAGCGCGGAUCUGUGUAGCCCCAGCAGUGCCACCUGUCAGUGUCCACCAGUGCCAGCUCUGUGCUCAUCCAUGCCAUCUGCCAGUGCCCAUCAGUGCCACAUUUCAGUGCCCAUCAGUGCCACAUAUCAGUGCCCAUCUGAGCCGCCUUUCAGUGUCACCCAGUGCCAGUCAGUGCCACCUAUCAAUGCCAGUCAGUGCCACCUAUCAGUGCUGCCAAUCAGUGCCACCUAUCAGUGCCAGUCAGUGGCCUAUCAAAGUGCAUCAGUUCCGCCUAUCUGUUUCCAUCAGUGCUGCCUAUCAGUGUCGCCUAACAGUGCCAGUCAGUGCCAGUCAAUGCCGCCUAUCAGU